CAGAUAAGGUUAGGGGGUUACGGUGGUGAGGGACAAAUAUUUGUUUGUAUCGGCAGGAAAUCGUUUCAUUCAAAAUUUGAAGUUUUACAGCAUGUCAUAAAACCGCUGAUGGUCCCACAUCCAAAAAACAAUGGGAACUGUUCAGGCCAAGGAAGCUCCAAGAAAUCCCAUAGACAUUAGUGGAUUAAACAAUCGGAGAUCUGAGAAUUCUCCCAAAGCUGAUAGUAAAAAAAAUGCACCAUCCAACAAGCAGGCGCAACCUACAUACCCUGCAGCAAAAUUUAAAACUGUCAGGGCACGUGUUGAUAAGGUUAAUAUUGAGGGACUAAGUCGAACAAAGGAUGACAUCAUCAUAGAGAGUAUACAGCCCCUGUUCUCUGCUGGUGAUUUUGUUGAAGUACUUAAGCAGGCACAUGAAAUUCGAGAAAGAUUAGUAGGCUUAGGGUGCUUCAAUAAUGUCCGGAUCUAUAUUGAUACCAGUUCAGGGAAAGCUGCAACCCCAGAUGGUCUUGAGGUAACUUUCCAUGUGAGUGAGAUGAGAAGAUUAACAGGUGCCAUUAAUACAUUAUUUGGUAGCAAUAAUGAAGGGUCGGUUGCAUUAAGUAUGCGUCUUCCUAACUUGAUGGGAAGAGGUGAACGUAUUCAGGCCGAGUGUAGCUAUGGCAAUCGCCGAACUUCUAACUACAAUUUUGGCUUUGUGAAACCAUUGAGAGGUCGUUCUAAUGCCUUCUUCACCACUUCAGUUUUUCAACAUUUUACCGAACAACCUGCAUCAGGAUACAAGGAAAUUGAUCGUGGUCUUCUUUUUGAUCUUGCUUUCACCUCAGCACCCUUGGUCCGUCAUAAUUUGCAAUGGGAGACAACAUGGAGAGAUCUAUCCGUCCUAAACCGAACAACAGCUUUCGAAAUUCGAGAAAUGUCUGGUCCAAGUUUAAAGGGAUCACUUCGCCACAUACUUUCAGUUGAUCGAAGAGAUCAAGCAAUCUUUCCCCGCAGUGGUACGCUAUGGCGUAUUACAACAGAAUAUGCUGGCAUUGGAGGCAAUGUAAACUUUUUGAAGAAUGAAGCACAGUUUCAAGCCAACAUUCCAUUAUCGAACGAUGUGGUAUUUCAAGCAACCCUUCAUGGUGGCAUGUUGAAAUCUAUUGGAAACACCAAACCUCCUAGCUUAUGUGACCACUUCUUUUUAGGUGGUCCUCUAUCACUACGCGGGUUUGAAUCCAGAGGCGUAGGCCCGCAAGCAGGGCGCAAUGCUCUUGGGGCAUCAACAUACUGGGCAGGAGGCCUCCACUUGUAUUCGCCUUUGCCUUUCAUAAAGCCUGGUGGCUUUGCGGACUUGUUCCGAGCCCAUCUGUUCCUGAAUGCUGGCAAUAUUGGGAACUUUGAAUUUACUGAUGACUAUAAUCAUAAUUUGGAGGUGCUGGGGCAGAACAUGCGACUUGCAUAUGGUCUUGGUAUUGCCAUGAAAUUAGGUGAUAUAGCCAGAGUAGAGUUGAAUUACUGUUUACCACACAUGUAUCAACGCACAGAUGCCAUCAACAAAGGGUUGCAGUUUGGAAUAGGAUUUGAUUUUCUGUGAUACAAUGUUUCAUACUAGGUACAUUGUAUUCUCCUAGUCAAUUGUUUGGCAAUGCUUGUGCUGCAGUGUGCUGGCUGUUAAUAAACAGUUCCUGGUUUCCUACCACAUUUAGAAAUUUAAA
Messenger RNA from Frankliniella occidentalis (western flower thrips), 1700 nucleotides. RefSeq names its product sorting and assembly machinery component 50 homolog. The record is from RefSeq and is a predicted model, not a curated record. Gene Ontology annotation, biological process: mitochondrial respiratory chain complex assembly; protein insertion into mitochondrial outer membrane. The transcript is spliced from 11 exons. Bases 131 to 1579 code for a protein of 482 amino acids. Gene Ontology annotation, cellular component: outer membrane; SAM complex. NCBI's taxonomy places the organism in Eukaryota, Metazoa, Arthropoda, Insecta, Thysanoptera, Thripidae.